AUGGAUGAAAAACGUUUACAAUAUAUUUUUAAUCACAUCAAUAAUAAUAAAGUAAAUUAUAUUAAAGAUUUAUCAGAAGUUAUAAGGUUUCAUAGUAUUUCUGCAUUUCCCGAAUAUAAACCAGAACUUAUACACGUAGUCAAAUGGUCUCAAUCAUUUUUAAGGAGUAUGGGCUUUAAAUCUGAUGUUAAAUUUAUAAAUUACAAUAUCAAGGAGAACAAUAUAAGAAGGAAUAACCCACACAAACAUUUAACCAAAUUGCGUUACAGACAAAAUCAAUCGUUUCAAACUUUCGGCCCUCCUUUCCUAUUCAGCACCUUACCUAAUUCGAAAUCUUCACAACCUAAUAACAUAACUCUCCUCAUAUAUGGCCACUUAGACACAGUACCCGCACGCAAAUCCGAUGGAUGGAAAUCGGAUCCAUUUAUAUUGACUAAAGUUAAACACGAUUUUUAUGGGCGCGGUGUAACCGAUAACAAAGGUCCUAUUUUGGCUUGGAUGAAUGCUAUUAGAGCAUUGAUUGAUCUUGACAUUUGCAUACCCGUGAAAAUAAAGUUUUUUCUGGAAUCAGCAGAGGAAUCAGGAUCAUUUGGUAUGGAAAGAAUAUUAAAGCAAGAAUCAAGUUUUUUCAAAGAGAUAGACUAUGCUGUGAUAUCCGAUAAUUUUUGCCCUAACAUAAAAAAUCCAUGUUUAACUUAUGGACUCAGGGGCUUAAUCUAUUUUUACCUGCAAAUUCAAAGCGCAGCAGAAGAUCUACAUUCCGGAGUAUACGGGGGUUCCGUCCAUGAAUCGAUGGCUGAGCUAGUAGACAUUUUAUCCAAGUUGAGUAAUGCUACAACCGGCCGGAUAACAAUCCCAGGAAUAUAUGAUGAUAUUAAAUCCUUAACCGCUGAUGAAAUAAAAGCUUACUCCAAUUUUGAUUUUAAUUUGGAAGAUUACAAAAAUGCAGUAAGAUCUUUAGGCCUAUUACAUUUCUCAAAAAUAGAGGAACUGUCGUAUAAAUGGAGAGAGCCAUCUUUAAGUAUACACGGUAUAGAAGGAGCUUAUUCUGGGGUUGGUGCCAAAACAGUUAUACCUCACAAGGUUAUAGGUAAAUUUUCGAUAAGGGUUGCUUCUCACCAAAACGUUCAAAAGAUAAAAAAUAAUGUUAUCAAUUAUAUAACUAGAUUACACGAGCAACGUAGCACUGGAAAUUCUCUCAAUGUAGUAAUUGAGGAUGAGGUUGACUCGUGGCUUACAAAUUAUAAGAAUUAUAAUUUUCAAUUGGCAUCUGAAGCUAUUAAAAGGGUAUAUGGUAGGUAUCCGGAUUUAACCCGAGAUGGAGGUACAGUUCCAGCUGCGGUAUACUUAUCGAAAUAUCUAAAAGAUCCAAAUAAUAGUUUAAUACUAAUACCCCUAUCAUAUGCUGCAGAUGGAGCCCAUUCAGAAAACGAACACAUCAAUAUUAAUCGUUAUAUUAUGAGUAUAAAAAGUUUAGUUUCGUAUAUAUAUGAAAUAGCCAAACAUCAUUCUUCUAGAUCAAUCUAA
Gordionus sp. m RMFG-2023 is the source of this 1527-nucleotide messenger RNA. Its product is annotated as cytosolic non-specific dipeptidase-like. The coding region runs from base 1 to 1527 and encodes 508 amino acids. Gene Ontology annotation, biological process: proteolysis. The record is from RefSeq and is a predicted model, not a curated record. The transcript has a single exon. Gene Ontology annotation, molecular function: peptidase activity. NCBI's taxonomy places the organism in Eukaryota, Metazoa, Nematomorpha, Gordioida, Chordodea, Parachordodidae.